UGGGGUCUGGUGGCAGGGCUUGCUGGUGGGCGGUGGGGCAGAAGGUGCAGUGCAGAGGGUUAGUAGUGAGGUGGGGUGGGUUGCCUCAGUGCCCAGCAUGACGACUCUAUAUCCGGAGGACCAUCCCGGACCCUCAGGGUUGCUGGCACAUAGGAUCCAGCUUCCAUGAACACCGGCAUCCAGUGGCUCCAGGAAUCGGCAGCUGAAGCACUGAGGAACCUUUCCUGAGGUCGCAGAGCCACGGAGGACCAGGCUGAGCCAGGAGACAAGGUGGGACGCCCGACCUGGAUGUGUUCCCAGGGCUCUCCCAUACUGGACGGGUCCCCUCAGCCUCCAGUCCCAGAUCCUUGGGCUCGGCUGGCACACCACCAGGGCCCCAUCAUUUCAUCCUUUGGGUUCUGCAUGGACAGACUGCCCGCCCAGCAGGGGAGACCCUUGGGAGGCAGGAGCCCACCCCCAAAGCAGAGCCCCAGGGUCCCCGGUGCCCACUUCCCACAAUCACCACUGCAGGCUGCCAUUCCCCUGAGCAGUGUCAGCACGCCUCUGGGCACCAGGAGUGUGCAGUGCCCAUUGGAGGAGGCCCAGCAGGAGCUGAGAAAAGCCCAGUGCCUGGAGGGGACACAGCUCUCACCCCAGGCCAUGCCAGUCCCACUGGAGAGUGAGUCCCACACCCAUAGCUCCAGCAGCCGUGGGGAUGAGGCCGCAGGGGAUGCCAGGGCCUCUCUCCAAGAUGCGCUGCGCAGGAAGGAGAUCCAACUGGUGACCUUCCUGCUCCUCAAGUACCGCGCCAUGGAGCCGACUAUGAAGGCAGAGAUGCUGGAGCUGGUCGCCCAGGAUCACCAGGACCCCUUCCCUGACAUCUUCAGCAAAGCCUCCAGGGAUUUGCAGCUGGUCUUUGGCAUGGAUGUGAAGGAAGUGGACCCCAGUGGCCACUCCUAUGUCCUGGUCCCCACCCUGGGCCUCACCUGGGAUGGGGUGACCGAAGAGCAGCGCCUCCCCAAGACCAGCCUCCUGGCACUGCUCCUGGGUGUGAUCCUCCUGCAUGGUGGCCAGGUCCCUGAGGAGGAAGUGUGGGAAAUGCUUAGUGCCAGGGGGGUGUACUCCGGGAGGGAGCACUGCAUCUUCGGGGACCCCAGGGAGCUCAUCACCGGGGUCUGGGUGCAGGAGCAGUACCUGGAGUACCAGCAGGUGCCCGACAGCAAUCCGCUGGCCAUCCGAGUUCACAUCCUUUUACAACAGCAUUGCCUGCCACUCGGACUGGGUCCGCUGCUGUGUGGCCUCCUGCUGCUCCAGAAAGCCCCAGGCUUUUUGCGACCCGAGCUCACAAAUCCUAAUCGGCCUGCCUUUCCCUGGAAGGAAAUCCCUGAAACUGUACACCGUGGGCUUUUGCGGUCUCGUGCCAGCUAUGCUGAACGGAAGCAGGCAAAGCACAGUGGACAGGUCUUGGACCCCGGGACUGUUGCAGACUGGGGACAGCACCCUUCUGUGGAUCCACAUCUGUCAAAAUGGCCUGGAGGCUGUCCUGCGCUGUCCGGGUCCACAGCGGAUGCGCGCGAUGACGGCGGGUCCUCCGGUGGGAACAGGCGCGCCAGAGCGGCUCACGGGUGUGGCUCAUGGGUACUGCACUUUGAAAUCCUUGCAGGCGACUGCACCCCUGACGUGGGAUGCCUGCCGGAGCUGCACAUGGGGCAGGCCCACCGCAGGGACUGGGAGCCCUCCAGGCACUGCACUCCAGAGAGACACACCCGAGGGACGCUCCCUCGGGGUGUUCCUGUGCCGUUGGCCUGUUGGGCAGGACUAGCCCGGGUAGUUGCCCCUUGCAAGGAGGACGGGCCACCUGCCUCCCUCGUCCUCUCCUGGUGCCUGCCCCAGGCGGUGGGAGUGUCAGCUGAGCCGGCUCCAGAAAGCCAUCCCCCUUUUCUGCACCCCUCGCUGGAUCAGCGGCUGCCCCACGUGCUGCUGCGAAUCCGGAUGGACUGCUGGGCCCGGGAGCACACCAACUCAGACCAGGCCGGGGCCCGCCUAGCAGGGUGUCGGGGGGGGGUUCCACUCAGUUCUGACAAGGUCUGCCCGAGACAGCAUCAGACCCCACAGGUCAAAGGAUGGGUCCCACUGCCCACCCAUGCCCGUUGCAGAGGCCAGUCGUGA
Molecule: messenger RNA, 2148 nt
Organism: Manis javanica (Malayan pangolin)
Lineage: Eukaryota; Metazoa; Chordata; Mammalia; Pholidota; Manidae
Source: RefSeq, a predicted model, not a curated record